This is a messenger RNA of Labrus mixtus (cuckoo wrasse), 3546 nucleotides long. Its product is annotated as histone-lysine N-methyltransferase SUV39H1-like. Lineage: Eukaryota; Metazoa; Chordata; Actinopteri; Labriformes; Labridae. The record is from RefSeq and is a predicted model, not a curated record. The coding region runs from base 431 to 1666 and encodes 411 amino acids. Gene Ontology annotation, cellular component: nucleus. Gene Ontology annotation, molecular function: zinc ion binding; histone H3K9 methyltransferase activity; protein binding. The transcript is spliced from 6 exons.
GAUAAUUAAAAAUAAACUAUUAUAAAUAAAUGAAAAUGAAAUGCUCGCUCACAAGUCCCUUUAAACUACAUGUUGAAAGUAUUUAGUUAAAAUUAACUGUGACAGAAAUAACGUUGUAUCAUGGAUCAGGUGACGGUUAUAUUUUAGUUUGUACUUCUAUUGUUAAUGCUGGGAUUAAUUCAUGUUUUUAAAGACUUAUUACCCUUCAAGUUUCCCACCAAGAAGCAGAUAUACUGCCGUAACUACUUUCUGAAUCCUGCUAGCUUCCUACGACAUCCUUUCUCUUCCGGUAAACCCGCCUCACCGCCUCUUAGCCAAUCACAGGGGCGAUAGCUGCCCCUCGUCCAAUCAUCAGCCGCCUCAGUCUUUUCUGCGUCACAACCAUUCCCUGCACUGCGGCUGCUCUUAUUUUGGCGGCUGUGCGGAAAACAUGGCGGAAAAUUUGAAAGUUUGCAGCGUGCCCUGUAAAGUGUCAUGGGAUGAGCUGGAGGCUCUGUGUCGCACUGCAGGGCUUCACUGUAAAGAGCUUGGGGUGAACAAAGCCAACGUCAAUGAGUAUGAGGUGGAGUUCCUGUGUGACUACAAGAAGACAAAGGAGGAGGAGUUCUACCUGGUGAAGUGGAGGGGCUUUCCUGAGUCGGAGAAUUCCUGGGAACCCAAGAGGAACCUCAAAUGCACCAAGCUGAUGAAGCAGUUCCACCUGGAUCUGGAAAAGGAGCUGAGGCGCCACAAGAGACGCUGCAUCCCCAAAAAGCUGGACAAGGAAGUUUCCACGUUCCUCGUGCAGAAAGCCAAACUCCGUCAGACUCUGCAGCGCUGGGAGAACCACUUGAACCAGACUCGCAACAGCCCCGGUCGAAUUUUUGUCAUCAACGACGUGGACUUCGAGGGCCCGCCGAAAAACUUUACCUACAUCAACAACUACAAAGUAGGGCAGGGCAUCGUGUUGGACGAGAUGGCGGUGGGCUGUGACUGUAAGAACUGCUUCGAGGAUCCGGUGAACGGCUGCUGCCCCGGCGCCUCGCUGCACCGCAUGGCCUACAACGAGAAGGGGCAGCUCCGGAUCAGGGCGGGGAAGCCCAUAUACGAGUGUAACUCUCGGUGCUGCUGUGGCACGGAUUGUCCGAACAGAGUGGUGCAGAAGGGGAUCCAGUUCGACCUUUGCAUCUUUAAGACGGAGAACGGGCGUGGGUGGGGCGUCCGCGCGCUGCAGCACAUCAAGAAGAACACUUUCGUCAUGGAGUACGUGGGCGAGAUCAUCACCACAGACGAAGCGGAGAGGAGGGGUCACGUGUACGACCGCCAAGGCUCCACAUACCUGUUUGACCUGGACUACGUGGAGGACGUGUACACGGUGGACGCAGCUCACCUCGGCAACAUCUCCCACUUUGUCAACCACAGCUGUAACCCCAACCUGCAAGUUUUUAACGUCUUCAUCAACAACAUCGACGAGAGGCUCCCGAGGAUCGCUUUGUUUUCAACGCGGGCCAUUCGGGCAGGAGAGGAGCUCACCUUCGACUACAAGAUGCAGAUCGAUCCAGUGGACACAGAAAGCACCAAAAUGGACUCCAGUUUCAGCCUGGCAGGGCUGCCCAGCUCUCCGAAAAAGAGGACUCGAGUGGAGUGCCGGUGCGGCUCGGACUCGUGUCGAAAGUACCUGUUCUGACGAGGAGACCUCUGCGGAGCAAACACGCCAUCGUCUGUGUAAAGAAGUGGACAUAUGUACAUAUUUGUUUCGUUUGCGAGGGUGAAAUUCGCCGCCAACCUUUUCUAUGUGAAAGCGAUGAACUCUUGGGAGGUAAAAAAAAACACAGAGCAGAGUGUCGAAUGAAUCAAACAGGAAGUAGAAACUCAAUGCUUGUCUGUAGAUUCAGGACUCUUGCAGCGGAUUAUUUCAGUACUUUGAGUAAUUCAUGUUUUUUUUAAACGUUUGUCUCCGUCCUCUUUUUUAAUGGCUAGACAUGUGAAGAUAGAUGUGCGAGCGUGCAUGUACAGAAGAUGACACAUUAAUUUGCAGGGCCGCUGUUGCUGUUGAAGCAUAUUUGACAUUAUUACCAACACAUCGAUUGGAGGCAUUAUUUUUUUUUUUAUCAUAUUAAACGGUCACAAGAGGCGCUCGGCAAACUGUCAAUAUAUUCUAAUGAGAUGAAAUUAACGAGUAAAUUCAGGAGCUUUUCUUGAGAUCUCGACUUAUUCAUCUCGUUAACAACGCUGGCUUUCAUUUCAGUUCAUGUGUUUUAUUUUGUUUUGUUCAAGCAGUACGAUGAAGAGGCGCUGUAGAACUCAAAAUCAGUCCAUUUUUUGAAGGUCUCGUCUCAAAAUCAAAACCAUUUUUACUCGGUCUUGUCUCGGACUCAGACCGGGCAGACUCCAGAUUUGAAAUCAAGACCACUACUGAUAGGAUAUUUUUCCAAGUCAUUACUGUGAACUGUUACUGGAAAGCGUUUUUUUAUCUCAAGAUAAAAAGAUAAUUAUGUUGAGAUCUCGAGAAAACAACGGACAUGUACUCGUUAUCACAGGAGGCUGAAGUUAAGUCAAACAUAAGGAUGCAUGUCCGCUUACAGCUUCAGUAGAAAACGACUAAACCACAGAAUCAGUUCUUGAUUUUGCACUUAAAAACACAAAAAAAAGGACCUUCUUCUUAUGCAGUUUGUUUGCAUUCGUCUAAACUCAGACUUUCACGCUCUCCUGAUCUCUGGCAAAUCUGAAUCCUUUUAGCUUCUUUAAAAAAUUGUGUUUAUUUUUUUUACUCUUUUUUACUCCAUUAUGCUGCUGAUGCUCAGUGGCACUUUGAUUAAAAACUUGAGGCUUUUUCAUUGUUAUGUUUAAGUAUGAACUGCCAGGUCAACGUGUGCAUCUGUUCUGAAUAGAGCCCGGCUGAUAGGGAUUUUUGUGGCCGAUACGAUAAAGAUAUUGGGAAGGAAAAAUAUUAGAUACCAAAAUAUCCCCAAAUAUCUUUGAUUGAUAGAUUGACCUUUGAUCUUUAGAUAUAAAUAUAGAUAAACAUUUAUUGCGUUGUUCCCUCGGAUGAAUAAAUACAACAAAUAAUUCCCAUAGUCCACACAGUCUGACAUUAAGAAAGGAGGUAUUUCAGAGGAUCUUUUGAUCUUUGAAACUCUGGGAUCUAUUACCGGCUUCAGACUACCAAUCAACCGAAACACACCAUGCUGCUCUCUUAAAUAUAUUAAUUACGAGGCAACCGACUUGAACCUGCAGACAAACUGCAGCGAGGGAUUAACACUCAUCUCAGCCGUCCCUGCUGCUCAGUCUGACUCCGCUUUGACUCAUUGCAGUUUCAUGUGGUUUAAAGGGCCAGUUGAUCCAGAGGACAACCAGAACAUUUAAAAAAAAAAAAAACUUUAUUUCCACCCUACAGCGACGUGGUGUCAUUUCUUUUAACUCAUUGUUGUCCUUCUUGUGACUGUUCAGUAUGAAAGUCGUGGUUGAGUAGCUGAUAUGUGUUUGUAUAUAUUUUAAAAUUUUUGUUUUCUUGUACUUUAAAAUGUGGGUGAGGAAAAAAAACUGUAAAUAAAUGCUUAAAAAGUA